GACGAGGAGCGCCCCGUGCUUUCCAAUGGCUCCGUGGGCGCGCUGAAGGCGGAGUGCGACGCUGGCAAGAAGUUGGCCUUCCGUGAGCUGGGCGACGGCUCGGGCCUCGUCAGCUUUGAGGGUCUACGCCGCGCGCUGACUAACUUCGGCGAGAAGCUCGACCCUGAGGUUGUCGACGCGAUGAUGAAUGAGCGCGGCUCCAUCAUAG
Molecule: messenger RNA, 208 nt
Organism: Prorocentrum cordatum
Lineage: Eukaryota; Dinophyceae; Prorocentrales; Prorocentraceae
Source: the annotation of a GenBank genome assembly